CCCGCCCUGCCCUGCUGCCGCCUGUGUGGGGCGGGCCCGGCCAGGCCGAAGUCUGCCUCCCCUGCCCAGGUCUGUCAGCGGCGGCGGAGAGCCGCCGGUAGCGCGGGCCAUGGCGGGCCGAAACCCGGGCACCCAGCUGGAACUUGGCUGGCUCUCCAAAGUCUAUGUGAAUCGACCUGCAGUUGUGAGGCACGCAGAGGAAAUUAAAACGUGGAGAAGUGUGACAGGUAAUUGGCAAGCUGCCUGGCUGCUGAAAGCUGUCACCUGCAUAGACCUUACCACUCUCUCAGGCGAUGAUACUGCUUCAAAUGUUCACAGACUGUGCUUGAAAGCAAAGCAUCCCAUCAGAGAGGAUCUGCUGAAGGCCUUGGACAUGCACGAUAAAGGCAUCACCGCGGCAGCCGUUUGUGUCUACCCUGCCAGGGUCACCGAUGCUGUUAAUGCCUUAAAGGCUGCUGGCUGUAACAUACCAGUAGCUUCAGUGGCUGCUGGCUUUCCAUCUGGACAAACUCCUCUGGAAACCAAACUGGCUGAAAUAAAGCUAGCAGUGGAAUAUGGUGCCAGAGAGAUUGACAUUGUCAUUAGCAGAAGUCUGGUGCUGACUGGCCAGUGGGAAGCUCUCUACGAGGAGAUCCGGCAGUGCCGGCAGGCCUGUGGGGAAGCUCACAUGAAGACAAUCUUGGCAACAGGGGAGCUGGGCUCCCUUGUUAAUGUCUACAAAGCCAGCAUGAUAGCCAUGAUGGCAGGUUCUGAUUUUAUAAAGACAUCUACAGGAAAGGAGGUGGAAAACGCAACCUAUCCAGUUGGAAUAGUCAUGAUGAGAGCCAUUCAGGAAUUCUACUGGAAAACUGGCCACAAGGUUGGAUUUAAACCUGCUGGGGGCAUUCGGACAGCACAAGAAGCUAUCACUUGGCUUAUGCUGGUGAAGGAUGAACUGGGAGUGGAAUGGCUCACACCAGAGCUCUUCCGCCUGGGUGCCAGCAGCUUGCUGGAAGACAUUGAGAAACAGAUUUUCUUCCUUGUGACUGGUUCUUACCCACUUCAGCAUGAACUGACAAUGGCUUAGGCACAAAAUCAACUCAGGAUUACUUACUAUGAAACAGGUCUUUAAGCAAACAGCAUUUACAAGGAUUCUGACAAGCAAGUGCAUUAAAGGCCUAAUUCACCCUUCUUCAUGUUUCCUGCUGUUUAAAAAUGUGCUCAAGUCUGGUGGUUGUGCUUGAUCCAAAGGCAUUAAAAAGUGCUCCUUCUGAAA
Molecule: messenger RNA, 1255 nt
Organism: Pogoniulus pusillus (Red-fronted tinkerbird)
Lineage: Eukaryota; Metazoa; Chordata; Aves; Piciformes; Lybiidae
Gene: DERA
Product: deoxyribose-phosphate aldolase
Exons: 9
Coding region: 110-1066 (318 amino acids)
Biological process (GO): deoxyribonucleotide catabolic process; carbohydrate catabolic process
Cellular component (GO): cytoplasm
Molecular function (GO): deoxyribose-phosphate aldolase activity
Source: RefSeq, a predicted model, not a curated record